AGUAACGUGAGUAGGGUUCAUUGCUUUGAUUAUAGGCACGGAGAAAGAUAAAACUAAAGAGACAGUUGCGGCGAAAGAAAUUGCCCGAAAAAGGCAAGUGAAGGAGACGUAUUCGCUCAGAUUAUAACAUAAAUACGACUGAGUGUCGAGAAGAAGUACGACUGAAAAUCGAGAAAAAGAAGUUCUUCUUGAAACAGAACGUACUUUAUAAGAGAAGAAAAACUUAAUGACAAAACGUUAUACUGGAUCGUAACUCGCAGUUGACCUUUAGAACGUCUGUUUUUGCCUUAUCCGAUGCAUCGCUCUCGUGUCACUCAAUUUGAACACCCCGAAAACAUGUUCCAAGGCCUGGAUAGUUUCUGUGGUUCUGUGUUUUGGAAUGACUCCCUCCUGGAUAGACCAGACCCAGACCUGCCAGUGUGUUUGGAGCAGACAGUACUGGUGUGGAUACCACUUGGUUUUCUGUGGCUCUCUGCUCCCUGGCAUUUGGCCACACUCUUCAAGAGGAAGUCUCCUAAAAGUCGACUCUCAAAGAUUUAUAUCUUCAAGCAGGUCCUCGCAGGACUUCUCCUCCUUACGGCUGUCUCUGGAUUAACUGUCACUCUUGUGGAUAGAAAGAACUCUGCAGUGUUCUACACUAAUCCCACACUGUUUGCGAUUUCAUGGAUUUUAGUCAUGUUGUGUCAGGAGGGCGUGAGACGCAGGGAAAAGGCAGUUGACUCCGGGAGUCUCUUUUUUUUCUGGCUGCUGCUGGUGGUGUGUGAAAUUUUCCCAUUCCAGACUUUGCUGAGGGAGGCAUUAAACCAGGGAGAAAUUGUGGAUCUGCCACGCUUCUGUCUGUUCUACAUAGGAUUUGGUCUAGAGCUGACUGCCUUGGUCACAUCAGCCAUUGCAGAUGCGUCACCUGAAAUCAAGGAAAAAGCCAAGAAGAACCCCAAGGUGGGUGCCUCGUUUCUCAGCAGGAUCACGUUUAGCUGGUUGAACAGUCUGAUCAUCACUGGAUACAAGAGGCCCCUUGUUUCGGAGGACUUGUGGGAGUUGGACCUGAAGGAGGAUGUACACCACAUCCGUCAGGACUUUGACAAAGUGAUGAAGGAGGAGUUCAGGAAAGCUCGUGUAAGGCUACAGAAACAGCAGAGCGGGAAGAUGUCCAAACGAAGACCACACCUGCAUCAAACCAGCCUGGUCAAGGGCAUCAGCCAGGAUGCACUGGUCAUGGAGGAAAUUGAGGAAAUGAAAGGUCAAAGACAGAAAAGGAAUCAGAAAGGACGGGGAGAAGUGCCAUAUCCUCAUUCGUGGUUGUUUCCAACAAUUGUAAAAACUUUCAAAUGGGUGCUUCUAAAGUCUGCCAUCUUCAAACUCCUCCAGGCUUUACUAGCUUUCGUCAGCCCACAACUUCUCAAGGUCAUGAUCCAUUUCAUCCAGGACAGAACCAUUCAUGAGUGGAAGGGUUACAUGUGUGCAGUGCUCUUUCUGUUGGUGACGAGUCUCCAGUCCUUGUUUGAGCAGCAGUACACUAAGUAUUGUUUUCUAAUGGGUAGGAAAGUACAGGCCAUCAUUGUGGCAACGGUCUACAAAAAGGCUUUGACAAUGUCCAAUAAUGCCCUAAAGGACUCUACUGUCGGACAGACAGUCACCCUGAUGUCAGCCGAUGCCCAGCGGAUCCGUGAGGCGCUCGUUUUCAUCCACUUGUGCUGGUUGUGCCCACUGCAGAUCGCUCUCUCCACAGUUUUCCUCUGGUUGGAGCUGGGUCCCUCUGUUCUGGCUGGCCUUUUUGUCAUGGUGCUCUUAGUCCCUAUUAAUGGACUACUAGCCACUAGAUCCAGGGGUUUCCAGGUGAAAAACAUGGGACACAAAGACAAGCGAAUGAAACUCAUGAAUGAAAUAUUGAAUGGCAUCAAGAUCUUGAAGCUGUAUACCUGGGAGCCAUCAUUUGAGGUUCAGGUUGAAAGCAUUAGAGAGCAGGAGCUGAAAGUAAUGAGGAAAUCAUCCUACCUGUCAUCUGUCUCCACCUUAACAUUCACCUGUGCACCAGCUCUGGUGUCUGUGCUGACUUUUGCUGUGUUUGUAUCUGUAAGCUCUGAGAAUGUUCUGGAUCCACAAAAAGCCUUUACCUCCAUCUCACUCUUCAACAUUUUACGCUUCCCCAUGGGCAUGCUACCACAGAUAAUUUCUGCACUGGUACAGAUGGUUGUGUCUAUUAAAAGACUGGAGAAGUUCCAGGGUGGAGAGGAUCUGGACCCCCUGGCUGUGGAACAUGACAGCAGCCUGUCGACUUCAGUGAGUGUACAGAAUGGGACUUUUGCCUGGGAUUCAGAUAAUAAGCCUGUUCUGAAAAAUAUAUCUCUGGACAUUAACCCCGGACGUCUGGUAGCAGUAGUGGGAGCAGUUGGAUCGGGCAAGUCCUCUCUGAUCUCAGCUCUCCUGGGAGAAAUGAACAAACUGAUUGGACACAUCAGUGUGAAGGGCUCUUUAGCUUAUGUGCCUCAGCAGGCAUGGAUCCAGAAUGCCACUCUUAAGGACAAUAUUUUGUUUGGUUCUGAGCUGGAUGAGAAGAAGUACCAACAGGUUCUGGAUGCAUGUGCCCUGCGACCUGACUUAGACCAGCUGCCCGGUGGAGAUCAGACAGAGAUUGGAGAGAAGGGCAUUAACUUGAGUGGGGGACAGAAGCAGAGAGUGAGUCUGGCCAGAGCAGCCUACAGCUCAGCAGACACAUACCUGCUGGAUGACCCACUGUCUGCUGUGGACUCACAUGUGGGGAAACAUCUUUUUGAGAGAGUCAUUGGACCCAAUGGAUUACUCAAAGACAAGACUCGUGUCCUGGUGACCCAUGGGGUGAAUUUUCUGCCCUAUGUGGAUGAGAUAGUGGUGUUGGUGGAUGGGAUCGUGUCGGAGGUCGGCUCUUACAACAGCCUUCGUGCCAGUGGAGGGGCUUUCUCUGAGUUCCUGGAGACCUAUGCCAAAGAGGAGAACAAAAAAUCAGAUGCUGAAGAGGACCCUGCAGAGACAGACCCAGUAGAGCAGAGCCAGAAUACUCAGGAUGAAGCUACUGCCUCAGUAACAGUUACAAAAGAGACAAGCUCAUGCCAUAGCCAAGGCCACUCCAAUAACAGCAGCAGUGUGGCAGUAAAAAAGAGCAGUUCAACAAACAAUAAGAAGCAAUCGGAGAACGGCAAGCAGCUCAUACAGGAAGAGAGACUGCAGAGUGGAGAUGUGAAGUUCUCUGUGUAUCUACAGUACCUGAGGGCCAUGGGCUGGCUAUACUCCACUGGGGUCUUUGUUUUCUACUUCCUUCAGAGUGUGGCCUUCAUUGGCUCAAAUCUGUGGCUGAGCGAGUGGACGGGCGAUGCUGUGAAGUAUUACAACACGACAUAUCCUGUCGCAAUUAGAGACAUGAGAGUUGGCAUCUUUGGAGGUCUUGGUGUCACACAAGGAGUCUUGGUGUUCCUUGGAGCUUUGCUUCUUGUAGAAGGAGCUGUUUCUGCUUCGAGAACCCUGCACACAGAUCUACUGUCCAGCAUCCUGCAACUACCCAUGCACUUCUUUGAUACCACACCGUCAGGAAGGGUGAUCAACCGCUUUGCCAAGGAGUUGUUCACAGUGGAUGAAAUGAUUCCUCCGUCCUUCUCUACAGUGUUGCUCAGGCUUUUGGAGAUGAUUGCAAAUCUUGUUAUCGUCUGCUUGGCCACUCCACUGAUUUCAGUGGUUGUCAUUCCACUCACUGUAGUUUAUUGUUUUCUACAGAGAUUCUACGUGGCCACCUCCAGGCAGCUGAGGCGUCUGGACUCUGUGUCCCUUUCUCCCAUAUACUCUCACUUUGGGGAGACUCUGGCUGGUCUGCCUGUCAUUCGGGCCUACGGACAUCAGGAACGCUUUAUAAAACAGAAUGAAACCAUCAUUGACAACAACAUGAAGAGCUUCUAUAUGUUAAUUUUUUCCAACAAGUGGGUAAACAUCCGAUUGGAGAUGCUUGGGAAUUUGGUGGUGUUUUUUGCAGCGUUAUUUGCAGUUGUUGCUCGAGAUCAUCUAGACGGUUCAGUCGUAGGCUUGUCCAUCACCUAUGCUUUAAACGUGACUCACACAUUGAUUGUGUUGGUGAGGACAACAUCACAGUUGGAGACUAACAUCGUGGCGAUGGAAAGAAUAAGUGAAUACAUAGAAAUAGAAAAGGAGGCACCUUGGAUCACAGACCAUCGUCCUCCAGACGACUGGCCUUCUGAAGGAAAGCUCCGCUUUGAAGACUACAAGGUUCGGUAUCGGCCCGAGUUGGACCUGGUUCUUAAUGGGAUCACGUGUGACAUUGACAGCUCUGAAAAGAUUGGGAUUGUGGGUCGGACCGGGGCAGGGAAAUCCAGUCUGACCAACUGCCUUUUCCGCAUAAUUGAAGCGGCAGAGGGACGAAUCCUAAUAGACGGAGUUGACAUCGCCAAACUGGGACUACAUGACCUCAGGAGUCGACUGACCAUCAUUCCACAGGACCCAGUGCUCUUUUCUGGAACUCUCAGAUUGAACCUGGACCCGUUUGAGAGGUUCAGUGAUGCAGACAUCUGGAGAGUUCUGGAGUUGUCUCAUUUAAAAGAUUUCGUCAGUGGUUUGGCGGCAGGACUCCAGCACGAGGUGUCAGAGGGAGGGGAAAACCUCAGUGUUGGACAGAGACAGCUGUUGUGCUUGGCCAGAGCUUUGCUCAGAAAGUCUCGUAUUCUGAUCCUGGACGAGGCCACAGCUGCUGUGGACCUGGAGACAGACAACCUCAUCCAGACCACCAUUCGCAAAGAGUUCUCCCACUGCACCGUCCUCACCAUCGCCCACCGCCUCAACACCAUCCUGGACAGCUCUCGGGUGAUGGUGCUGGAUGCGGGCAGGAUUGUGGAGUUUGAUUCUCCCAGCGCACUGCUGGAGAAGCAGGGGUAUUUCUAUGCCCUGGUGAGAGACGCUGGACUCACUGGUGUGGACGACACGAAGUUGGAGGAGCUCUUGGAGGCCCUCUGAAAAGAGAGAGCACACUGUGCACCUAUAACAGAGCUGAUUGGGUUUCCCAUGUUAAUGAAUGAAACCUUAAAGUCCUUAAUCACAUGUGAUUUUAUGACACAGUUGUAACCCUUUAUGGUGAAUGUUAUUGAAUUUGUUUGCUGAGAAAUUGCUAUGUGUAUUUGAUUUUACUUGAUUCUUAUUAUGAAAUAUCUAU
This is a messenger RNA of Chanos chanos (milkfish), 5185 nucleotides long. RefSeq names its product canalicular multispecific organic anion transporter 1. Gene Ontology annotation, molecular function: ATP binding; ATP hydrolysis activity; ABC-type transporter activity. The record is from RefSeq and is a predicted model, not a curated record. Gene Ontology annotation, cellular component: apical plasma membrane. NCBI's taxonomy places the organism in Eukaryota, Metazoa, Chordata, Actinopteri, Gonorynchiformes, Chanidae. Gene Ontology annotation, biological process: transmembrane transport. The transcript has 32 exons. Bases 295 to 4989 code for a protein of 1564 amino acids.